AUGACCCACCAGGCACACCCAUUUCACAUAGUAGACCCAAGUCCCUGACCACUAACAGGAGCCAUCGCCGCAUUAUUAAUGACAUCAGGUCUAGCAGCAUGAUUUCAUUUUAAUAACACUAACCUAAUAUACCUUGGCCUAGUUGUCUUAUUAUUAACUAUACAACAAUGGUGACGAGACAUCAUCCGUGAAGGAACUUAUCAAGGACAACACACAGCACCCGUACAAAAGGGGUUACGAUAUGGCAUAAUCUUAUUUAUUACCUCAGAAGUACUAUUCUUCGCAGGCUUCUUUUGAGCUUUUUAUCAUUCAAGUUUAGCCCCAACCCCAGAACUAGGAAACCAAUGACCACCAACCGGAAUUGAACCUUUAAACGCCUUUGAAGUCCCAUUGCUUAACACUGCUGUCCUACUAGCCUCUGGAGUAACAGUAACAUGAGCCCACCAUGCUCUAAUAGAGGGUAAACGAAAAGACAUAAUUCAAGCACUUACCCUAACAAUCUUACUUGGCUUAUAUUUUACAAUCCUUCAAGCCGCCGAAUAUUAUGAAGCCCCCUUCACAAUCUCAGAUAGCGUCUAUGGCGCUACUUUCUUCGUAGCCACAGGUUUCCAUGGCCUUCAUGUAAUUAUUGGCUCAACCUUUCUUCUUGUCUGUCUUAUUCGACAACUAUCUCACCAUUUUACAACAAGUCACCAUUUUGGAUUUGAAGCCGCUGCCUGAUAUUGACACUUUGUAGAUGUCGUAUGAUUAUUCUUAUAUGUAUCAAUCUACUGAUGAGGCUCAU
Messenger RNA from Lacerta agilis (Sand lizard), 784 nucleotides. Lineage: Eukaryota; Metazoa; Chordata; Lepidosauria; Squamata; Lacertidae. The record is from the annotation of a RefSeq genome assembly.